Molecule: messenger RNA, 2104 nt
Organism: Nematolebias whitei (Rio pearlfish)
Lineage: Eukaryota; Metazoa; Chordata; Actinopteri; Cyprinodontiformes; Rivulidae
Gene: capza1b
Product: capping actin protein of muscle Z-line subunit alpha 1b
Exons: 10
Coding region: 29-889 (286 amino acids)
Biological process (GO): barbed-end actin filament capping; actin cytoskeleton organization
Cellular component (GO): actin cortical patch; F-actin capping protein complex
Molecular function (GO): actin filament binding
Source: RefSeq, a predicted model, not a curated record
GGAGUAGGUGGGUUCACACAGAGCCAAGAUGGCCGACUUUGAGGAGCCGCUGUCAGAUGAAGAGAAGGUCCGCAUAGCAGCCAAUUUUGUGACUCAUGCUCCUCCAGGAGAAUUUAACGAGGUCUUCAAUGAUGUGCGGCUUCUUCUUAACAAUGACAACCUUCUUAGAGAGGGGGCUUCUCACUCAUUUGCCCAGUACAACAUGGAUCAGUUUACUCCUGCCAAACUGGAGGGAUAUGACGAACCGGUUCUGAUCACAGAGCAUGGUGACUUGGGUCAGGGCCGUUUCCUGGAUCCCCGUAACCAGUUAUCAUUCCAGUUUGACCACUUAAGAAAAGAGGUUAGCGAAGUGCAGCCUUAUGAAGGAGACUGGACUCUUAGAAGCUGGAGAGAUGCCUGUGAUACUGCCCUCAGUGCCUACGUCAAAGAGCAUUACCCUACAGGAGUCUGUACGGUUUAUGAGAAGACUGUUGAUGGUCAGCAGACAAUUAUAGCCUGCAUUGAGGGCCAUCAGUUUCAACCCAAAAACUUCUGGAAUGGCCGCUGCAGGUCAGAGUGGAAGCUCACCCUUGGUCAGUCCACUGCUCAUGUGGUUGGAGUAUUGAAAAUUCAGGUGCACUAUUACGAAGAUGGGAAUGUGCAGCUGGUUAGCCAUAAGGAGAUCGAAGAUUCAGUUCCUGUGACUAAUGAAGUCCAGACAGCCAAGGAAUUUGUUGACAUUAUCGAGAACGCAGAAAAUGAAUACCAGACUGCGAUCAAUGAGAACUACCAGACCAUGUCUGAUACGACCUUCAAGGCUCUGCGUCGCCAGCUGCCUGUCACACGCACCAAGAUCGACUGGAAUAAGAUCCUUAGUUACAAAAUUGGCAAAGAGAUGCAGAAUGCAUAGGGGCGGGUCAGGGACCAAUCAGGAUGAUGCACACUCUCAUGGGCCUGCAACCCAUCUAUAAACGCUCAUGGACUAACCAAAGCAUAAAUAUAUCGAUAUGAGUCAAGGAAAUAAUAGAAAUUUAAAAAAGUAACACAUGGUGUGAAAAUUGUUAGGGACAGAUGUGUUUGUUUGCUGAAUGAAAAGUGAAGUUAUUAAAAAACGAAUGGUUUGGAGAUAGGUGUUACUUUUGGAUGUGUGCGCUGUGUUGAGACAGUGUGCAGGGCUGUGUUCAGGACUGCUUCAUUUGGGGUUCAAAGAAAAACCUUCCACUGUUUAAGGAGUCGCAGAACUCUGUUGAGAAGUUUCAGUCUUUUUAUCUUGGUAACACUGAUGUGGAGGUGUGAACACGUCUCUGCUCAAAGCAGCUGAUGAGAGAAAUCAAGCACACGAUCACAGUUGUUUUUCUCUGUGCUCAUUGUAGUUGCCCUCUAUUCCAGUUCUCUAGAAAAAAAAACUGGAUAUCAAGUAGUAAAACCACAAUAUAAGGAAAUAUGUUGUAGUUACAUUUUGAUUAAUAACAAAACAUAUUGCUUCACUAAAGAGGAACUAACGGAGACGAUUCAAGAGCAGCACAAUCCUUGACACGGCCCUGGCGUGAAGAUGCUCCUGCAUCGCUGUGUUUGUUCAUAUCUGUUGGGUCUGAGGGAGAGUUGAUUUGGUUUUCUGCUGUUCUCCACUAAUGUCUUUCCGUUCAUGCAAGUUGUGAUGAUAAAAAAAAAAAAAAAGCUAAAGCCACCUCUGAGCUGCUGCAUCCACAAUCUGUUCUGUUCUCUUUGGCAACACCUUCAUCUCUGUACAGAUUUCCUUUGCAUAAAAGGAAAACAUUUUCAUAUAAAUCCCAAUUUAUUUGCCAAAAUCUCUUUCCUAUGGUAAAGAACUCCAUCCUCCUGCUCACGUGUGUAAAUUCCUAAUUUAAUAUGCUUCUUUUUGUUGGAGUCUUAGACUUUUGCACUCAUAACUGUAGCAAACCGUAAUAAUCAUUGCCAAGAGGAUGCAAAGCAGCUGCCAUAUGGUAAGAUCAUUUACUGUAAAUGUAACGUUACUCCUGUCAGGCCACGUCUUACUGUAUUACAUGACUUCUGAGUAGGCUGACCUCGGAUCAGAUAGCUGUGCUGUGUUCAACCCUUGCAGUGUACGACAGCGGUGUGUCGAUCAUUGGACAAUUUCAACACU